This is a messenger RNA of Helianthus annuus (common sunflower), 1074 nucleotides long. RefSeq names its product protein FAR1-RELATED SEQUENCE 5-like. The record is from RefSeq and is a predicted model, not a curated record. Gene Ontology annotation, biological process: regulation of DNA-templated transcription. Bases 1 to 1074 code for a protein of 357 amino acids. Lineage: Eukaryota; Viridiplantae; Streptophyta; Magnoliopsida; Asterales; Asteraceae. The transcript has 3 exons.
AUGGCUUUGAACACCCUUGCUGAUGUUGGAGAUGAUGCACCUAAUUACCAAUUACGUGGUGUUGAACAAGUAUCUCCAAACACUGGAACAAAGAGAUAUAUUCCAGAUUCACCCUCUUCGUUGACGCCAGCAGAGGGAAUGUUAUUCGACACAGUUGAUGACGCGUAUAACUUUUAUAAAACUUACGCAGAAGCGGGAGGUUGGACUGUAAGGAAGGGCACACAGCACGAGAACCGUGGUAUUGUAAUAAACAAGUACUUUUUUUGUUCAAAGGAGGGUCAAAAAGACUUUCGACCGGUCGAUACCUUAGUUGAACAGCCGUCUGAUAGGUGGGUACGUAGGGUACCAUCCAAAAGGACCGGAUGCCAAGCUGCGAUCAGAAUAAAGCUUACCGAUGCUAAGAAGUAUUUGCUGUAUCAUUUUAUAGAGGCGCACAACCAUGAUUUUGUGCAUCAAGAAGAUUUACAUCUUCUCAAGGAAAACAGGGGUAUUAAUCGUGCUCACGAAGAGAUGAUAAACAAGAUGUCACAUCUCAACAUUGGUCCUGUUCGUGCAUUUAACAUUAUGAAGGAAGUGUAUGGUGGGUUCGACAAAGUCGGUGCGACCAAAGUCGAUUUUAAAAAUUUCAAGAAAGAAUUAAAUCUUUUUAUCGGAGAGUUUGAUGCGGAAAUGUUUGUCAAGCGACUGAUGAGGAAAAAGGAGUUUUUACCGAACUUCUCUUGUGAAUAUGAAACGACAGACGAAGGUGUGUUGAAGUGCAUUUUUUGGGCCGACGAGGAUAUGAAGAGAAAUUAUUAUAUGUUUGGGGACGUUAUAUCAUUUGAUGCUACCUACAAGCGUAAUAAGUAUAACAUGAUGUUUGUCCCUUUCACUGGGAUUGAUAAUCAUAAUAGGAAUGUGACACUUGGUGCUGCAAUUCUCGGUUCUGAAACGGCAGAGACGUAUAGCUGGUUACUUAGGGCGAUCAAGAACGCAUAUGGGUACGCGCCUCCCGUAAUCGUUACUGACCAGGACCCUGCGAUGAAAAAGGCUAUAGCGGAUGUUUGGCCUGAGUCGAGGCAUCGAUUAUUGUAA